GACGAGUUGACUUUUUAUCGAGCACUGGCCUGGCUUCUAUAAGUAGCUGAGAUCACCGAGGAUCCUAGCACACAAUAACGAAACCACCUCGACAUAUCUCUACUGAGUUCACUUCCUCUCUGAAAGUAUCAUCAUGAUUCAAUACAUUGUCUUGGCUGUCUUAAUCGGAUCAGCAUGCUCGGCACCAGCAGCGGAACCAAACCCUGCGCCUCAUCAUGGAACUCAUGAAGCUCAUGGAAUUCAAGCUCAUGGAACUCAAGCUCACGAAGCUCCAGCUCACGAAUCUCCAGCCCACGAACCAAUUGCAAUUGAAGCAGUCGAACAUGAAUUGAAUAACGCGCCAAUCAGUUCAGCACAUGAAGAGCAUCCGGGACAUCCUGGACACACCGGACACUCUGGACACAGCGAACAUGGAUCUGGACCCUCUCCAGUACCAGCGGCCAAGCAGCUUUUGAUUGCAGAGUACCCACUUUUGAAGACACCAGCUUCAACUGGCAAACUCACUCCAGUUGCUACUUCUUUCGUGGCACCAAUUCCACCCCUCACUUAUGCGGCAGCUCCUGCUGUGCUUACAUCGUAUCCCGCUUGGAGUGGACUCGCGGCUAUUCCUGCGACCUAUUCUAUUGAACAACAUGGUUAUCAUAUCACUUAUUAAUCGAACCGUCUGCUAAGUUGUUGCUUUACCAACGUUGAACAUUAUAUCAGAGCAGGAAUCCCAAGAAAGUCACUUGAAUUGAGUUGGUAAAGUUACAAAGCAUUCAAUUCAUUUUUCCUCUUAGCCAGGAAUCGAUAAUAUUGGUUCCUUCUUUACGCAUUGCUGUUUCUUUGUCAUUUAUCAUUUAUCAUUUUUCAUGUAUUUAAAAAAGUCAUGCGCAU
Molecule: messenger RNA, 876 nt
Organism: Cotesia glomerata
Lineage: Eukaryota; Metazoa; Arthropoda; Insecta; Hymenoptera; Braconidae
Exons: 3
Coding region: 134-655 (173 amino acids)
Source: RefSeq, a predicted model, not a curated record